Messenger RNA from Acinonyx jubatus (cheetah), 19371 nucleotides. It is a transcript of the gene RORA, whose product is annotated as RAR related orphan receptor A. The record is from RefSeq and is a predicted model, not a curated record. The transcript is spliced from 11 exons. Lineage: Eukaryota; Metazoa; Chordata; Mammalia; Carnivora; Felidae. Gene Ontology annotation, cellular component: nucleus. Gene Ontology annotation, biological process: regulation of transcription by RNA polymerase II; negative regulation of inflammatory response. The coding region runs from base 8426 to 10045 and encodes 539 amino acids. Gene Ontology annotation, molecular function: RNA polymerase II cis-regulatory region sequence-specific DNA binding; zinc ion binding; nuclear receptor activity.
AAGCGGGGCUCGAAGUCACUCACGCACGGUGAGAUCAUGAGCUGAGCCGACAUCAGAUGCUCAACCAACUGAACCACCCAGGUGCCCCUAUACCAACUUUUUAAACACCACCCUAGGAUCCCCAGAAUCCAAUCACCCAGGCUUAUGAAUUAGAGGAAGUGACACCUGGGUAACAAUGGGAAUUCCAGGGAGAGUUACUUUGGGAAUCCAAGUUCAUUUGACUGCACAUCUUUAUGAUAGGAUUGUAGGGGUGCUGCAUGUUGUGUCAGUCAUCAAAUGUUGGAGAGGCAGAAUAAGUGAGGACAUCAGCCUGAGUUCAGGGCAAGAUAUCCUCUAAACCAGCUCAGCAAACACGGACUAUUCACUGUUCCUCUCUGGGUGUUGCUAGCCAGGUCUCUUAACUCCACCCUCGACUCAUUAAAAUCGGUGCUGGGCUGGAAAAAUCAUCAAGAUCCUUCUGACAAUAAGAUUUUCUGUUCCCACAUGUCUCUAGCCACCUUCUCAUGGUGACUUCUAGUUAAUCUCGUAUUUCUAUUUGUGUCAAUGAAGAGAAACCCCCUGGAGCCACAAAGGCCAUUGAUCCCCCCACUUCACCAGCCUUAAAGUGAUCCUUACCUCUGUGUGCUCCAUGCCUCUUGCCCUCUCCUGAGUCUAUCCUCAUCGUCUCAACUCUUCUAGGUCCACUUGAAAUCCCACCCCCCCAGCAAGAUCCUACUUGACUCUUCCCCAAGCCACAUUCAGAGACAUUGCAGUGGCAGCUUGAAGGCAGUCACUUUAGGAGCAUUUAAACAGAACUGGCAAGAACUACACAUCAGGCCAUCAGUAUUGUUUUGAGAGCUCGUUUAUGAGCCCACCACUGCUCAUACCCAAUGUCCUACCCCCAUUUGACUCCAGCCAUUUAAUACCCCACAGGCCAUUGUUUUAUCAUGUGCCUAUACAUGUCUCACUACAGAGACUGUAGGGUCAUCAAAUUCUUUACAUCUCUGCAGUACCUCAUGUACCUUAUAAGUAGUGAGCACUCUGUCCGUACUGUUCAUCUCAUUUCCUUGGGUGUACUUUUUUCGAUCCAGUUGGUUGCAUGAAAAUCUGUUAAAUAGCCCAUUGUCAUUUAUGCAUUCAUAAACCAUUUAUUCAGACCAAGGAGCAUUUACCGUGUGCCAGGCAUUAGUUCAACAGGGAGAAUCCCUAAUAGUAAAAGCAGUAGGAGGUCUUUUCCCACAGAGAGCUCACAUUCUAGUCAGGAGAGACUAAAAAUAGACAAGUAAGCAAAUUAACAAAUAAAUUGGAUGCCGUCUGUUAACAAUAAAAGAAUAACUUAGAAGGAUGGAAUAGAGGAACUGGAAAUUGGGUGGUACCUAAUCUCAGGUUCAGAUGUGUAUUUGCUUCCUGUUGCUGCUGUAACAAACUAUCACAAGUUUUUUGGCUUUAAACAACACAUAUUUAUUAUCUUACAGUUUGGGACGUCUGAAGUCUAAAAUGGGUUGGCAGGCCUGUGUUCCUUCCGGAGGCUCUAGGGAAGAAUCCAUUUCUUGCCUGUUGCAGCUUCUGAGUCUGUUUGUACUGCUUGGCUCCUGGCCCUGCACAUCUCUGACCUCUGCUUGUGUCAUCACAUCUCCAACUCUGACUCUCUUACCCCCUUCUUUUCCUUAUAAAGAUCCUCCCUGCCUGGGUAAUCCAGGAUAAUUUCCCCAUCUCAGAAUCCUAAACUUGAUCAUAACUGAAAAGUCCCUUUUGCUCUAUAAGGUGGCCUAAUCAUAGAUUCCAGAGAAAGGAUGUAGACGUCAUCAGGGGACAUUAUUGUGCCUCCCAAGGGAAGGCUUUCUUCAGGAGGUAACAUUUGAGAUGACACUCAAAUAACAAAAACAUAUGAUGGAGAGUAUUCCAGAUAGAACAUCCUGCAAAGAUCAUGAGCCUGGCCUGAGCCUAGAGUUUCUGAGGAAGGUUCCAACUCAUUCGAAUGAGCAUCCAGAGGGAGGCCAGGGAGGUAGGCAGGGCCCAGGUGCCUCAGCAUCAUGGGGGCUAGAGUGGGAGCAUGGACUUCAUUCUGAGUGUGAUGGGGAGUUGGCAGAGGACUCAAGAGUUGUGUUUUUCACUGGGUUGAUCCAUACUUUAAUGGAAACAACUUCUCUGUCAAUUGUCUAAAGCAGUGCUGGCCAGUAGAAAUAUAAUGCAAUGCACAUUUCUAAUUUUAAGUGUUCUGGUAGCCAUAUUUUUAAAAAGUGAAAAGAAACGGGGUAAGUUAUUCUUAAUAAAACAUGUACUUAACCCCAUACAUCAAAAAUAUUAUUUCAACAUGUAAUCAAUAUAAAGAACAUAAGAAUGUGAUAUUUUUACCUUCUUUUAAAAAAAGUAUUACGUCUUCAACCUCUGGUGUAUGUUUUAUGCUUAAAGCACAUCUCAGUUUUGACUAGUCAUAUUUCAAGUGCUCAGUAGCCACCUGUGGUUUGUGGCGACCGUUUUGGACAGUGCACCUCUGGACACGGUCCUCACAAUCCUGUGAAGAGUCUACUCAGGGAAUGUUUGAAAAAGCAGUGAACAGUGGGGUGUCACACAGAAUGUGGGGCACAUGUCACUGCCCUUAGCCAUUCCCAACUUCAUAAGAAUAUAAUAGAUUCUAGACAGGAAUGUGUCCCCUGGUCCACUCUGAGUGGACUCUUGCCUGGCUGGAACCUCCAAGGAACACCUAUCUCUAUCCAUUUGAGUGGUCUUUAAAUUCACCUCUUUGUCUACCCCUCAUACCUUUAAUCCCCUGAGAGUUUUAGCCAAAGCCACACUUUCCCCACUUCUUUAUAGACAGGGCCAUUUAUUCAACUCAUUGUACCAAUAUUAUGGAAAACAAGGGCAGAGGUCAAGAAUGGGAAAAAUUGAAUGAAGCAACAAGAGGGUAUCAGUUGCUAGGCAAGAACUGUAUCUCAGACGCUCCCAAGCUGUACCCAUGCCUUCCUGUGCUCUCACAGCGACCCGUCCCUGAUACUAACUAGCCACAAAAGUCUAGCCUGAAAGGCUUAGUACAAUAACACCGUGUAUAUUCAUUUAGAAUUUUUACAGUGAUAUUAAAUUAAAAGGGUUUAUGAAAUAGAAAAUAAAGAUCUGAAUUAAAAAGGUAGGUCAUGGAGGUUACAUAAAGGCCAGCUUAGGAGAAGCAUAUUCAACACUGCACAAGACAGUAAAAAUAACAGCAACGUUUAUUAGAAUAUCCUAUUUAGAGCCAGUGAUCUGUGCCACACUGCUUUCCGGAAAAGGGAUGGCACCAGGUUCCCUUCUGAUGAUGGAUUUGGUGGGCUGGCACCUUGACCCGGACAUCUGGGCUGUGAGUACCAGCAGCACCAUCAAAAGACAGUUUGGCUGUUUUGACAUGUAGGGACAGAAGCUCUCAUGUGCAAGGACAAAGGUGCCUUCAGUGAGUGCUUUGGGGCUUUAGAGCAGCAGUGAAAUUACCAGUGGCUCUAAUUAGUGUGCCUGCAAUCUGGAGCGAUCUAUAUCUGCAUCCCAAAAAGGGGUGGAAUGCUUCCCUGUGAUAACACAUUAGCACAAGACAUUCUUGGGUGAGUUUCCCAAAAUGACAAGGACAUGAUGGUGUGGGAGAGAAUCAGCCUCGAUGGAAACCUGUUGCUUUCAAAAUCAGCAGCCAUCUUUGCAAUCAGCCAGUGAACAAAUAUUUGUCUACUACCUGUGAAGUGCUACAAUCUGGAGGAACUUAAGCAGCAUGAGGUCCCUACUACCCAGGGACUUAAGACCUGGCUGAAGAAAAAAAAAAUAACUGUGCAAUAAUAAAUAAUAGUACAUGGCACCACUGUGAUACACUGGGUCAGGUUCUGGCCUGAGAAUCAGUAGAUCGAAGUUCUGCCACGAACUCAGUUACUUCUGAGUGCUACUACCUGUGGUCUAGUCAUCACCUAGCAGGGACAAUGGUUACUGGAUCGCCCAAGACUCAUUUCCUUAGGACAAGGCACCUUACCUCUCUGGACCUCAAGAUCUUCUAGAAAUCAAGAGGGUUUGGAUAGAUUAUGAUGGUGGCAAUAAUAAUAAUGGCUCCACACCGUGACGUCUAACUUUGUGCUCGUGAUUGUGCUACAUACGUUACAUAAGUAAAGUUUUCCCAGUUUAUAUAGAUGAGAAAAUGGAGGUUUAGGCUAAGUAACUUACCCCAAAGCAAAGAGCACUGACUAAUGCAGACCUGAGAUUCAAUAGCAAGCCUUUGAGUCUGUAAGUUUGGAAUCUAAAUGCCCUGCAACCCAUCCCAGCUAUCACAUUCUUUAGUUCUGGGACCUGAAAUAAUCAUGGGAAGAUUACUUGGGAGGCUUACUGGGUGAAGACUGAUGGAAAAACCAUGUUGCAGUAAAACAUGGACCGGAUGUAAGCAGAGCUCCAGAGGGAGAAAGACACCUGUCGCUGUGGCUCAGAGAAUUCAGACCGAACUGUAUCAGAACACUGUGAUGCUGGAAUUCUGCAUCUCCAUCUGGGAUAUGCUGAUCAACCAAUGCCGGUGUCUCAGUUUGCACUGAUGCAGCACUGGUCAUUCGGCAAGAUAGUCACACAGCAGGCGGAGUUACCAGAAGGGGACUUCAGGGCUGCUGCGUGAAAAUAAGUCUCAACUCUUCAACAUUUUCAUUUUAUACUAGUCUCAGCCACAGGUGGAAGAGCUGUGAAUUUCACUUUAGCCAUAAUGUUUGGUUAGGACACACACACACACACACACACACACACACACUGGCACCCACAAAGUCUUCACUUUGAGGCAAGGGUGGGUUUGGUUUCCUUCGCUUACACAACUGAUGCCGCCCAGGGACUCUUUGGUUUAGAUGGCUCAUUAGCCACAAACUGUUUCGUUAUGUGUUGCCCAGUUACCUUGGCUUCCUGCACGUUCUCCUGAGCGGAUAGUUCAUCUUCUUAUCUCAGAGAAUUGUUUCCCCAAGUAGCUCCAGAGUGUGUAGCUUUGAUACCAUCGAGGCAAGAAGGCAUUAAACCACCCUUUUUGUAAUUAUUUUAAUCGUACUUUUUCAUGUCUGCUUCAUGAAAAGAUGAUGUGGUUAGAUUUAAGCUGGGCCUUGCUGAGGGUGUCGUUUAUGCCUGGGGUUACCCACAUGGUCACGUGCCUUACCUUCUUUUGCAGCAAGGUGAUCUUAUCUUCUUUGUUGCACCUUGCCAGAGAGCAUCCACCUCCUUCCAGCUUUUAUGUGUGUAUGCAUGCACACACAUGUGCGUUUAGGCGUGUGUGGAGGUUUGCUCGUGGCAGCAGCUUGUAAAAUGAUACCUUGCCAUUCAUCUAUAAUGAGGCCUUUGCUCUACUCUUAGAAAAGAAAACCUUUAUUGGCUUUUCACUUGGGAAUUUGGAGCAAAGUUUUCCUUAAGCAGACGUAUUUCUAUUUAAUUUAAGCAGGGAAUUCUCUUUUUCCCUCUAUGUGUCAGGAACUGACCCAACUACUUAGGGGACAAAGAUGAAUAUGAUUGAGCCAGUGUCCUUGAGAGAUUUUCACCGUAGCCGUUGAGAGAAAGCAUGUUAACAAAUAGCUAGGAUUUAACCCAGAAAGGGCCGAGAGGUGCCAUAAAUGCAGUUCUGAAGGAAGACAGACAAAGGGGACUAGAAAGGAAGAGCCAGGGGACGUUAUGAAAAGGAGAAGACAUUUAAAAUCCAUAUUUAAAGUCAAGUACAAGUAUUCCAGUUAAAAAGGUAAAAAGUAUUCCCAGCAGAGGGAAUAGCAAAAGAGAUAAGGAAGAUAUGGACAUGUGGGCUAUGUUUAGUAUGGCUUGAGCAGAGCAGGUAUACAAAGGUGAGGCUGGAGAAAGGUGGGCUGACCCAGCUAGAGGAGGGCUCUGUGCAUUGUCCUGGGAUGUUUAGCACCGGGGAUAGCAUCCUGGGAUCUUCAGCUGUAAGCACUUUUAGCACGUAGUGUCCUAGGAUCUUUCGCCUUAAGAUUUAAACCCAAUGAGUGCACCAGACCCCCCGGGAAGACAGGAGGACACCUUACGGGUCCUUGCCAAAAUGAAGACCUUGGCCUUCCCCAGCCAGACAGGGCUGUGCCUGCCAGUCUCUCCCUGGUUCUGACUCAGCCUGUGGCUUUCCUUUCACAAGUGAUUUAACCCUCCUAGUACCUGGCUUGCUGUGGUCAGAGUGUGAAUCCUCAAAGUGUCCUUGACUUCUGCUGACACCUUGAAAGACACAUGGGAAGAAUUGCUUUUAUAGCUCAUGUGGCUCUUGGGAAGUCAGUGGGCACUUAACCAUGACCUCCACAGGGACAGUAGAAGCAGGCAUUGGUUUGGGUGGUGGCAGUACAUUAUUGCCAGGCUAGGCAAAGAGCUCUGUGCCUGGGAGACUUAGAACUCGUGGCCUUGCCUGGCCUCUGCCACUCUCAGGCUGAAUGACCUUGGACAAGUACUUUCUGUCCAGGCUCCAGUGAACUCACCUGCUCAUGGAGGGGCUGGCCUCCAUGGCUUCCUUCUGUGUCUGAUUCUGCCUUACCUCUUUAACUUUUAGGAACCCAGAAUGUUCUAUGAUGGAAGAGUCUGACCAGAAGCAUUUCAUGUUAACAUAGGGGCUCUGGGAGUUUUGUGCCUUGGACGAGGGAAGAAGAAUCACCCGGAGGCCCAGUGAGGAUGCCCCUUCCUCCAUCUCCUAGCAGCAAAACAGCUGGAGAAGGAGGGAGGCAGAACCCAGCUUCCUAACUGAGUCGUCCUUGGGUGUGGAGGUUCGGAGAAUGCCCCCUGGGAAGGGGGCUCUGGGAGCCACACAGCAGCAGUGGGUAGAAAAGGAGGGUGGAGUGAGGGGGAGGGGGCUACAGCACGCAGUUGUCCUCUGGCUCAGAUAGAUCCAACCAGCUCCAGCCCCACCACCACUGCCCUCACCCGGCAGAUGCUGUGGCCUGCUUCCACUGCCUGGCCACUCAGUGCCUCCCAGGCUGCGUGUCAUGUUUGUCACCCUGUUUUCUACUCUGAAGGCUGAGCAUUCUCAAGUCAUAUGCAUUGAGGGCUCCUCUGCACAUGGUCCUCAGUUGGGUUUCAGCGGAGGUGAUCCAUGGCCGCCAAAGCAUAUGUAGAUGGCAGAGCCCAGGAUGGUCUGGCUGCAGCACAGGGCACCUGUUACCAUCCUCACCACAGGUUUUGGUAUCAUAACAAAUGACAUGGGUUCAAGUGCUGGGCCCACUGACUCAGCAUACAGCUUUUCAUGGUCACUUCAUCUCUGUGGGCCUCAUUUUCUCAUCUCCGAAGGGCAGGUAACAGGACUUUGUACGACUCUCAGAAGAACAGACUCAGAUGAAGUCUUAGUGCUGUGCCCGGCAUGUAGUAAGUGCCCCAUAAAUGGUAGCUUUAAAAAAAAAAACCUAGUAUUAUUAAGGUCUAGAAAAGUAAGUUAGGGCCGGAACAUAGAGGCUCCUUUCUGCCAAGGCAAGGGAUUUAGAUGUUGUCCUUCAGCCCAUGGGCAGCCAUUGAAGAUACUCCAGCAGGGAAUGGCAUCAAAGAAAUUGAUGUUUGGGGAAAUCUCCACCUGUCAUCAAUUUGGGGUGCACCGGAAGCAAGAAGGAAUGUUGGACCCUGCUCAGGCUCCAUUGGUGUCCAAGCAAAAUGGAUGAGGGCCCAGGGAGGUAGCAAAGGGAAUGGAAUGGAAAAACAGAAUCAAGACCUUUAAAAAGGAAGAUGGCUGAGGAGGAUGAGUUGGUCCCUGGGCUGAGAGGCAGUAGAGGAAAAUGAAGGAGGAUGUACCAAAAAUGGCAUCAACCCAGACUGGGGUGUGCGUGUUCUCUGUCCUGGGGGUGGGGGUGACUGUCGACCCAGGUCCCAACACCGUGGUUUUGGGCACAUUGAUUGGUUGUACAUUUUGUGUCAUGCUUUGUGCACAAAGGGUUCGAGAUGGUUUUACAUGGUCUAUACUUUCCUCGUGAGGAAAAAUGAACUGAAACACUAAUGACCAAAGGAAAGAGGAGAUGGAAGCGAGAGCAACAUUGUCGGGAAGUAGAGAAUGAGGAAUAAGAUGACUGACAACACAGGGAUGGGAGUGGUGGUGUCGGUCCCACAAUGUCAACUUGUGGCCUUGGAAUUCUAUUAUUUCCCACCUACCCCCUUCCUUAGGGAAGCAUCCCUCCCAAAGGGACAGAAAAAGCAGGUUCUUUGACCUCUUUUCUAACUUCCAGAAUAACAGUGGGGUAUUUCUCAGUGGUAUUUUUCAUCUUCCUUUUCUUUGUAAUGGCAGAAGCAAGGGCAGUUGCCUUCUUCUCCAGAAGCAGUAAAAGUCCCAGGAAAGGAUGAGAGGGAGGGAAAGCAAGCAAGAGCAACAGAAAGGGAGAGAGAGAACCCAUCGCCAGGUGACCUGCUGGUCGGACGGUGGUCGUGGCGGCUGCCACAGAACCAUCCAGCUUGUGGCUUUGCUUCCUCUUUCUUUCUCUCUAGUCGCACAGAAUCACUCAGCCCUAGAUUCCUCUUGGGUUUCAGAAUGCAAGAGGUCUGUGAGGAUACCUUGCAGUGCCUGAGGCCCAUGAGAGCGUUCCCAGCCACCGCAGAAUGUUUGGAGUCUCCGGGCAAGUGUUUCCAAGUGUUGUCUCUGGGCAGUUGUUGUCAGCUGCUGGGUGGCGUGGGGAGAAAACAAGGCAAAGUUGUUUCCUGCAGGUCUCUGCUGACAGUGCUAAUGGAGAGUCACUCAACACUUGGUAUCUCAGUAACGAAGAAGACGCAUACAUCUCAAAUUGAAAUUAUUCCUUGCAAGAUCUGUGGAGACAAAUCAUCAGGAAUCCAUUAUGGUGUCAUUACAUGUGAAGGCUGCAAGGGCUUUUUCAGGAGAAGUCAGCAAAGCAAUGCCACCUACUCCUGUCCUCGUCAGAAGAACUGUUUGAUUGAUCGAACCAGUAGAAAUCGCUGCCAACACUGUCGAUUGCAGAAAUGCCUUGCCGUAGGGAUGUCUCGAGAUGCUGUAAAAUUUGGCCGAAUGUCCAAAAAGCAGAGAGACAGCUUGUAUGCAGAAGUGCAGAAACACCGGAUGCAGCAGCAGCAGCGAGACCACCAACAGCAGCCUGGAGAGGCUGAGCCGCUGACACCAACCUACAACAUCUCGGCCAACGGGCUGACAGAGCUUCAUGAGGACCUCAGCAACUACAUUGACGGGCACACCCCUGAGGGGAGCAAGGCAGACUCUGCUGUCAGCAGCUUCUACCUGGACAUACAGCCUUCCCCAGACCAGUCAGGUCUUGAUAUCAACGGAAUCAAGCCAGAACCAAUAUGUGACUACACACCAGCAUCAGGCUUCUUUCCCUACUGUUCUUUCACCAAUGGAGAGACUUCCCCAACUGUGUCCAUGGCGGAACUAGAACACCUUGCACAGAAUAUAUCUAAAUCACAUCUGGAAACUUGCCAAUACUUGAGAGAAGAGCUCCAGCAGAUAACGUGGCAGACUUUUCUGCAGGAGGAGAUAGAGAGCUACCAAAACAAGCAGCGGGAGGUGAUGUGGCAAUUGUGUGCCAUCAAAAUCACGGAGGCUAUACAGUAUGUGGUGGAGUUUGCCAAACGCAUUGAUGGAUUUAUGGAACUGUGUCAAAAUGAUCAAAUUGUGCUUCUCAAAGCAGGUUCUCUAGAGGUGGUGUUUAUCAGAAUGUGCCGUGCCUUCGACUCUCAGAACAACACCGUGUACUUUGAUGGGAAAUAUGCUAGCCCCGAUGUCUUCAAAUCCUUGGGUUGUGAAGACUUUAUUAGCUUUGUAUUUGAAUUUGGAAAGAGUUUAUGUUCUAUGCACCUGACCGAAGAUGAAAUUGCAUUAUUUUCUGCAUUUGUACUAAUGUCAGCAGAUCGCUCAUGGCUGCAGGAGAAGGUAAAGAUUGAAAAACUGCAACAGAAAAUUCAGUUAGCUCUUCAACAUGUCCUGCAGAAGAAUCACCGAGAAGAUGGAAUCCUAACAAAGUUAAUAUGCAAGGUGUCUACGUUAAGAGCCUUAUGUGGACGACAUACAGAAAAGCUAAUGGCAUUUAAAGCAAUAUACCCAGACAUUGUGCGACUUCAUUUUCCUCCAUUAUACAAGGAGUUGUUCACUUCAGAAUUUGAGCCAGCAAUGCAAAUCGAUGGGUAAAUGUAUCACCUAAGCACUUCUAGAAUGUCUGAAGUACAAACAUGAAAAACAACAACAACAACAAAUUAACCAAGACACUUUAUAUGGCCCUGCACAGACCUGGAGCGCCAACACACUGCACAUCUUUUGGUGAUCGGGGUCAGGCAAAGGAGGGGAAACAAUGAAAACAAAUAAAAGUUGAACUUGUUUUUCUCAUGCAUAUGAUUUCCAUUAUGCCUACAGAUAUGGACCCUUUUUCUGUCUCAACUUCUCAAUCAUUGACCUCUGUUUACAACUGAAGGAGGGUACUAAAGUCGGAGGAUUUCCUUUUCUUGUAGCUCACUGCCCACAGACUUUCUGCAGAGUCACCAAUCUGUCGGUAACAACAGAGAGUCCAGCAAUAAUCGGUGACUGGUGUGCAUAGCGGAGGUUGCGGCAUUAUUUUGCACAACUUGCUCUCUGUUUCAUGAAGGAAGUUUUUAUGUUUCCACCGAUUAUUGCCAGUCAGCAGGAUGGCAUGAAAAGGGUCCAUAGCACUAGCAACAAUAGCAUUAUAAUAUAUUACAGGGUAAAUGGGCAUGAAGACUAUAUAUAGCUAAAAGAGAUAUUGUUUAUAUAUUGUUUUAAUUAAUAUAAAAUGUAGUUACUGGUGUAGCUUUUCCUGUUGAAUUGAUAAGGCACUUUCAUUUUGCACCUUUUUCUUUAAAUUAAAUGCUAGCGUGUUCACUGUCGUGUCGCAUGUGCACCAGAAACACAAGUUUAACUGAGAAGGCUUGGAAGGUACGUCAGGAGGUAUUUAUGCUGCUGUUUACAAAUUACUUUUAAAAGACUGGCUGGUCAUAUCUAGAAAUCACGAUGUGGAUUAUUAUUUUUUUUUUUACACGUGAAUUCGGAAUUAGAACUCUACCUAAAUUAUACUUUGCUUCGUGGUAAGUUUAAGGAUAGAUGUGUUUAUGCUUCAUACAAAGUUGAAUGAUCGAUUGGUGCUAUGGACUUACACCAUCACGCACAUUAUUUUUAAAAAAGCUUUUUUAAAUGCCACCUCAUGGAGGCAGGGGAGAGAGGGGAGGCUCAUUUUACACAAUUCUAUAGUUAUAUGGAGUCCAUCUCAACUUGGAACUCUUAAUGCUUUGAGAACAAAUCAGUAACCCAAAUAUUUAUUGGAAUUCAGCUUUUAUUAUAAGAAGGACCCAAAGAUUAUAUCUGGAGCAAAUACACACUCCCCAUGUGAGGACAUGAAGCAUUUACUUUGUGAAUGAUUAUGUUCUUGGUAUAAUCUAGGAACCCUAAGAGGAUAUCUCAGAGUAAACUAGUUCUAGACUAGCUGCCUCUAGAUGCUAUAAUUCUAGAAUAUUGCUCUCCAUAGCUCACAGACCCUGGAUAGAGGGGCGAGAGAGGCAUGCAAUGCAGAACCAGUUUCUCUUACUUAAAUAUGAAAUAUUUUAAGCAUUCAAAGUGAAGUUGAUGUUAAGCUGCAAACAUUUACUCUUGUAUUUAUCUUCACUAGAAAACUGUGGACUAUAAUUUAUUUUAUUAAAUAUUUAGAAGAUUGUUUGGCUUUUGUGUUCAGGUGAGAAAUAUUGAAUGUUCUUGUUUAAUUUCAUGUUUUGGGUUUUUUUUUAAUUUUAAUAAUUCCCAGGGGGAAGGGAAAAUGAACAGUCUGAUAUACAGGUGUGCAUAUUUGAAAAAAUAAGUGCCCUUUGGAAAUGUAGGCAUUUAGAAGAUGAUUUUAGUCACCCUGGGGGUAGGAUUCAAACUUGUGGUCUGACAUCAAAGACCACGUUUGUACAGAAAAGGAAAUAUCUUCCCAUAGCAUAAAGGUGGGAGUGUCCAGGCAGCCCUUUAUAGCAGAGAAAGUGUCUCUACCACCAGGGUCCCUCCUGAAUCCUGAUGUCACGUGGAUAACAGCAUGGGCUUCCCAGAGCCCGAUACUCUGGCUUUAACUCCACUGAUUUUCUGACUUGUUUCCUGAGGGAUUUGGAGAAGAGGAAGGGAUUAUUCACACAAAAGUGUGUAUGAAGCCUAAAUAACAUCUUAAAUUUUUUUUUCAAAAAUAUAGUAAGGGUUUAACCAUAAAUAGAAGACGCAAGUAAUAUUUACUUACAUUUCUUACAAGUAUAUAAAACUUUAUGUGAGUGUUUAUACAGAGAGGUUAACUAUCAGCAUAUAGUAUUUAUAUUUGGGCAAGAAGGGUUAAAUCAAAAUUUUAAUUUAAAUAAGCAUAGUUCCUGUAAGGAUCAAUAGUAUUUAUACUCUGAAAAGAGUACCACGUUUAGUUCAGUUAUUUAUUUGUCCAUCUUUUUUCCUAUUAUUUCUCUUGUGGGGGAAAAUGGUAUGGUAUUGUUUUUUGGGGUGGUUUUUUUUUUGGUCUGUUUUUUGGCUUUUUGUCAUUCUGAUUCACUAAAUUUGGGGGUGGUUUGAUUAAAGUAUAUUAACUUCUUUUUAACCAAAGCUUUCUGAAUAUGACCAGCCUCAGGUGCUAGCGCAUUAAAGAGCAACUAAACCUAAUUCCAGUGUCCACUUGUGAAAUGAAAAGAGCUAAUUGAACUUCUCUAAGGGUGAGAGAGAGCAUAAUGUUGAGCUUAAAAGAAAUUCCUUUUCCCAGAAGGGAUUUUGCAUGUACCAAAUGCAAAAAAAAAAAAAAAAUGACGCUUAAUCUCAAUAGUAGUCCCACCAUGGUGACAUUGCUUUUAGAGUAAACCAAGAUACAUUGACAUGAUGCUGCUACCAGAUCUUUCUGAAAGAAAAGCAAGGUGAGGAUUUUAAGAGCAAAGUACAUUGACAGUGUAGGGACAGAGCAGGAGAGGUGUGCUCGGUGAACAGAGGGAACAACUAUUAUUUGGAUAAAAGUUGGGAUCUGAAGUUAAACAAUAAAUUCAGUUUUAAAAAGUGAAGUUCAGAAAAGGAUGUGAAAAACUUUGCAUUUUUAUUUUCUUUCUUACUAUAGAAACACCUGUGUGAUGACACAAAAUACUUGGUGAUACAGAACAAUUAUUCUUAAGAGUGCUUAUAAACUAAAGUUUCCUAAACUAAAAUAUCCAGUAGUCUUUGAAAGAUUGGAAUCACAUCAUUGUUAUCCCAGCUGCUAUGUCUUGUAUACAAUUUUUCAUAUAAGGUACGUAAGGCUUUUGUACAAAGCCCGAAUACCUUUGGUUACAAUGGUGUCAAAUGAUUGCAUUAUACUCUGGAGAACCUGGCCUUGGUCACAAUGAAAACAAAAGUGCAGAUGAAAGUGCUUUUUUGGACAGUUUGCAAAUUGUGUUAAAGCUCUGGAUUUUUUUUUUAAGUGUUCAGCAUCCUAAUUUGCGUUAAAGCUAUGGAUUUUUAAAAAAAAGUCUUCAGCAUCCUAAUUCACCCUUCCUAAUUUAAGGAAAACAUGACUUACGGCACUGCUUCUAAGUUUGGUUGUUCUUUAUAGUGUGGAUACCCGGAUCUCUGUGAGCGUAUGGGGGUGGGCUGAGGGCCAGGGAGGAGGGAGUAUGUGUGGGUGGGUGUGUAUGCAGGUGUGGGUGUGGUUUUCGUGUGUAUGAUGUGCGUGUGUCGGACCGCUUCUAGGCUACUAAGUGUCAAUGGAAAAGAAGAUGUAUUCAAAAUACUUAAAUCAAAACUAGAAGAUGGGGGAAAAAAUGACUUAUUCUAUACAAAGCCUUGUCUGGACCACUUUAGAGAGACUUCUAUUUUUUUAACCCUUCUAUAAAUAUUUGAUGGCACUUGAAAUAUUCCUGCAAUAAAAUGUGAUUUGUGUAAAGAAAAAAAAAAGAUUUUGUAAUGUGAAACAAAGAAAGAAAGUAAUGUAAUUUUCUAAAAAAAAAAAUACAAACAAACAAACUUUGUAUUAUUUUCUUGAUGGAAUUUGUCUAUCUGUCUUUGGGAAACUUUUUAUUUCAUUGAAUGUGCCAUAGUAGAAAUAUGUGUUUUUAGUUUUAGACUAAGGAAUAGCUGUUUGUGUUCCGACAUUCCAAAAUGCAAAACAACCUAGUGGAAUCUUGAAUGAAAAGGUUUAAGUAGGAUGUAAGCUUCUCUCAUUGUUGCUUUUUUGCACAUGUUCUCCAUUCCUCUCUAGUGCAAUAUGUACAUAGAGCACUUGCGGGUGUACCUUGAUCCCUCAGGGAAAAAAUACAUAUUUGUACAGUUUUGGUUUGUUUUGGGUUUUUUUUUUUUGGUUGGUUUUUUUUUGUUUUGUUUUGUUUUUGGGUUGUUUUUUUUGUUUUGUUUUGGUAUGGUUUGGUUUUUUUUGCCUUUUGUUUUUGGCUAAGGAAUGUCGAUUGAAUCACUUGUUAUUGUUGAGGGGCAGCCAGAUAAUAAUCCUAAAGCCACUGUUUUCAAACAUUGAUUGUUUAAAUCACGUGUCCUUCCAGUGCUAUUAUUUUAAGGUAAUAAUAAUAAAAAAAGUUAUUUUCUGACAGUUCUUUGUGCUGAUUGGUGGAAAAAAAAAAGGGUAAAUAAGCACCUUAUGAUUGACUUACUGUGAAUGACAAUCCAUCUUGAUAUCAACAAUAGAAACCCUAUCACUUUGGAGUUGGGGUUAAGAGUCAGAAACAAUGUGCUCAGGGAUCUCCUAAAACUCUUCAAACAGGGUGGCCAGUACUACUGGGACAAAUUGUGUUUUUUAUUAUUAAUAAUAGUGAUAAUAAUGCUAUCCCUCAAGGCACAAGUGAACUGUGUAGGACUGCAUGUGCGUGCGUGUAAACUCUUCACUAUCGUCUUGUUUUGUUGAGUUCAAAAUGUAUGUGUUCUUCAGUCUUGUGUGGUUAAAAACAUGGAAUAACUUCCAAAGCAGUACUUCACAAGGUACAUUAAUAGGCGAUAUACCAACAGGGAGUAUCACUUCAAGUGCAUUUCCACAUACUCCAUUUACCUUUCUCUAAUAAUUAAACCAUCCAUGAUAAAUAUAUUCAUAGCAUUAUAUGUUAGGAACUAUUUCAAAUUCUACAUGGUGUGCAAAAAAUUGUUGAAACCACUCAUGAGAUGAGAGCCUGCUUAUUGGUGCAGUGAAACAGGUGAAAAGUUUGAACAAGUCUUUUCAAAUGCUAGCAAAUAACUUAUUUUAAUUGUGUUCUCCAGAAGCAAACCAAAAAAUCCCUCUAUGUAACACCAUUCUUUUACUUCCACAUUUAUAGUUUUCAUCCAUUGAAUUAAUACAAGAGCUAAUGUUUAAAGACAAUAUAACAGCACCACAAGCCAGCUUUUAGGUUACGUUGGACAUUUUUGAACUGGAGCGUCGCUCUUAUGUUUCCUUGUAUUACUUUUCAUAAGGUCAGUGAACCUCAGUAUGCUGUUGGCUUUGAUUCUUCCAUACCUGGAACACACAUUCAGAAAAAGUUUUACAUAUUUUCUUACUCCCAUAGCAGAGUAUAAUUUGGGAAAACUUUCCAUGUUGUUUAGAUGAAAAAGAAACUUGGACCUUGUUGGUUUUGAUAUUAAAGACUAUGGAACAUGGCAGAAAUCUCUGUCUCUCCCUGUCUCUCUCUCUUACUCUCUCUGCCUAUAUAUAUGUAUACACACACACAUACAUAUAGGUAUAUAUACAUACACAUAUACAUAUAUACAUACAUAUGCAUAUAUAUAAACACACAGGUUAUUGACGUUUUCACAUACUGUCUCAUGUGAUUGCCACUUCUUACUUAUAAAGAUAUGAUACAACAGAACCCUAUGAAAACAACUUUAUACUAUGGAUCAGAUUAACAAAUGUAAUUGCAAUAGUAAAUCUUGAUCUGUUGCUAAUGUCUGUAAUACAAGUCUUCGUUCUAUCUCUAAACACUAGUAUUAUUAAAGAGGUGCCACCAGAUUUGAUUUUUUAUUAAAGAGGCCUUCCUAUUAUUGUUUAUUCUUAAGGUAUGAGAAGGCGGCAGAUUGGUAAAUGUCUCUACAUAGCAAUCGGUUUCACUUCUGGGUCUGUUGCUUGUUUGUGUGAGAUCAGUUUUGUCAGGCUCUCAGAAUAAUUUUUAAAAUAAUCCAGAAGCCUGGCUUUAUACCAAGGAAACAUCACAGAUAGAGGGAUCUCCGUGUUUAACCAGACCCUCAGAUCUUAGAGCAAUAAAUACAUUCAUUCAGUCAUUUACUUAUUUACAAAUGAAUGACAGAAUAUUCAGUCCAAAUAGAGAUGUUUUUUCAGCAAUGCAACAUAAAAUGGAGUCUUGUGUUGAGAAACUGAACAUGAAUAUUUUAAAUAGAUGCCUAUAGAAUCUGUGUUUGCUGUUUACAUUUAGUGUGUUUGCCACAUUUCCUUUUACUUCUUUCCUUCUAAGGACUAAUGAAAGACAGCUUGCUACUAGCAUUGACACACUGCACACGCCAUUAUGUUGUUCUCUAAGAGCAACUAAACUCUCUCCAAUGUCUGUGUGUUUCCUUUUCACUCAUUAUGACUUUAACGUGGAUGAAUACCAUUUCUAGGAACUUGGUUAUUAUUAAACAGAUUGCAUAUGUAAAUGCAGAUAAUUCUUGAGCAAUAUAGUGAAUAUGAUUUCACACACAAAAAAUCCAUAUGUACUGUACACAUCUUCCUGAAUCCGAAAUUCUCUUCUUAUCCACAGUGGUUUGAAAUCUCAUAUAAAACAGUGGUAAAUUUUAAACGUUAGGACAUUAGCUGGCUGCUUCUUUAAAUGUACCUGUAUUGUCUGCCUGCUCCUUUUGUGGAGAUGUGUUUUUGUAUUGGAUGUUUGGGCCAAUGGGAGGCUUCAAGCUACAACAUAUUUUCCCAGUUUAAAUAUAUUUAACAUAUGACAAACCCCAGACAAGGCUUUUAAUAUGUAUAAAGAACUGCAGUGUUAGGUGGUUUAUUUGCAAACCGUUUUCAAUGUUGUCCAUUUUUAUGGCACCUUUAACGAUAUUCUUGUUUCCAAAGUACAAAAAAAAAAAAAAUAGGUUAAAUAAUCUAGCCAUAACUGAAUGUCAAGCAAUAAAACAAAUGACUUUUGUGCAUAGACUUAAAAAAAUACAAAUUUUAGACAUCUGCAUGUAAAUGCAAUCUCUUGUUUACUGCUUUCUUCAACUUGAGCAAUUGAUUCCUUAUUUACUAUUAACUUAAGAACUUGUAAUGGCCUGUAAACAUUUUCUCUCUUACUCUUCUUUCAAAUUUACCUUUGUCCCUGCUUUUAAGUCAUAAUAUUUAAUGUUGUUCUGCACAUCUCUAUACAGUUAACUUUUUGGCUUUCAUUCUGUAUAGAUAAGAAAAUGUUAUAUUAUAAACAGCCUACUCAGUGCAAAUAUUUAUCUGUUUAUCAAAUCCACAAUAUGCUGUAUAAUACUGGUUUUACUAUAUAAUCUAUUUUAGACAUAGCUGUUUAGAACUAGAGUGUGCUAUUUUUGUGUUUUUCUGAUGUGUGGUGCUAGAUAAGUUACUUUUGUGAACAACAAAAAAAUCCCUUUUAUUCCUAGACAAUACCACCUUUGGGUCUUGUUAAUUUCACUGAGUAUAACUAUAUAUUUGUAUAUAUAUACAUAUAUAUAUAUAUAUAUCUACCUGUUCCCACUGGCAGCUGUAUCAGAGUGCUGGAUUUGGGACAUGCUUUUCUCUUUAAAUACAUAAUAUCAUUAUAUAAAUUAUUCUAGAGUGUAUUUAAUUAGGAUAAAAUUACUUCCUUAGUAUGGAUAUUUGACAUCUAUAGGGUGAAUUUGUUUAUAAAUAUGGAUAUAUGAAAAUUUAUUAGCAUUUACUUUAUGUUUGCUACUUGGCUUUAUACCGUAUCUCCUGAGAUGAGAAAUAAUUUGCCAGGCCUUCAAGAUCCUAAAGAAACACUCUAGUUUAAUGGAGUAAUACUUUUGUUUUUUCUUACGAAGGAAUUAUAUUAUUGGCACCUGACAGAGUUGUGUACUUAGCUCCUAUUAUAGAUGAUAGGCAUUCAUAUAAAAUAUCCUUGGUGGCUUGAUGGCAGAAACUUUCCCCUCCUACCUGAGCCAUGGGAAGCAUAGAGAUGUCCACUAUCAUGGCAGAACAUGGGCCACAAAGCAAAUUUGACAAGAGAUGUUCUGUUUUAAUCUGACCUCAACCAGUUCCAUGAACUGAGUGAAAGACCUUCACUUUAAAACUCUUUCACCUGUUCUCCCAAGACCUAUUGGCUUUCUUACAAAUCAAAGUAUAUCAAAUAUCUGACUAAGGAUGUAGUUAACCUUAUUAAAUAUUGAUUAGAAUUGUUCUGUAAUAUUACUGAAUUUGUAAGAUCUUUAGCAAAGAUUUUUGAGCAAUUUAUAAAUAUAGAGCAAAUGUUUCUGUUUACUGCACUUUUUGUAAUUGAAGGUAAUAAAUUCUCAAGCCAUGGUUAUUGGCUUCCGUGCACUGCAUAUUUACCCACAAUUCUAGACAUUUUCCAUUUUUAUGGAAGAGUUGCUGUUACCUUAAUUAUAAAUGCAAUCAUGUGGUUAAUGAGAGCGAAUGCUAAGAGUUAACCUUUUAAAGUGAAUUGGCUACAGUUUAGGGAGAAAUCUCUUUUAAAUACAAAACACGUCAUUCCUUAUUGCUUCACGUAGAGAUUGAAACCUGUUUUUGUUUUGCUUUGUUUUGUUUUGUUUUGUUUUUCAGCACCAUUUAGCAUCCUAAAGUUCCUGAGGGUAGAGAUUGUAUCUCUUCGCAUCUACACAAUGGCCAGCACACGUCAGCAUUUGAUAACUGUUAAAUGACAAGUGUGCCCAAAUUAAAACUUUUUCCUGGGAUUCUUUUUUUUUUUUUUUGGUAAAUUUAUAAAGUAUGUCAAGCCUUAUGGUUAACACUUUCUUCUACAACCAAGUAAUAAAGCCACAUUUAAAAAGACCACAUGAAAUGCUGAUUCUAAUUGUGUGUAGGUCUUAAGGAUUAAGCACACAAAUGUCACAAAACUCUGUGAGUAACAAACUCAGCCUUCUGUAAAUAUACAUGCAAGUUUGGAAACAGUAAUACUGUACCUAUAAAUAUAUGCUGUCUGUUUUGUGUACAGUAUGUAAAAACUCCUUUUCUGCCACACUAAAAAUGCAAGCCAUUUACGGGAAUCCUAAAAACAGUAUUGUACUAAAACUUUGCUAAUGAUCUUUAUUAAAGGAUCAUCCAACUUUUCACUUACAUUGGGUUUUCUUUUCAAUUCACUCUUACGGUAGUCUGCUUAUUUCCAGCUGUUUGUUAUUUUAUUGAGUCCUCAAUUUAAAAAAAAAAUAUUUUGAUUCAUUUUGUAAAUACAAGCUGUAAAAAAAAAAAAGAGAGAUUUAAUGUUGUCUUUUAAAUACUCCGAUUUUCAUUCUAAUAUGAAUGUUGUUAUAUUGUACUUAGAAACUGUACCUUUAAUAUUACAUUACCUUUAUUAAAAGUGCAUUGAACACAUCAAUUUUAGAUGUGCUUUAUGUACUGUUAUCCUAUAAUAAAACUUCAGCUUCUAAUGGAA